Molecule: messenger RNA, 276 nt
Organism: Aspergillus bombycis
Lineage: Eukaryota; Fungi; Ascomycota; Eurotiomycetes; Eurotiales; Aspergillaceae
Product: CVNH domain-containing protein
Exons: 3
Coding region: 1-276 (91 amino acids)
Source: RefSeq, a predicted model, not a curated record
AUGCUCCUCGCCGAAGUUCGCAAUAUCCAGGGAAGAUAUAUUCCCCGGAAGAUUCGUUUAGAUGACCACAUUGGAAACACUGACGGCUGGUUCAUCUGGGGUGGAUCCAACUUCUCUAAUUCUGCAAGAAACGUUACACUGGAGGAAACCCCAUGGGGCCCCAAACUCUGCGCCGAUCUACCGAUGAUCAAUGGUGGCUCUCGAGGCCGUCAAGGCAUGAUGUUGUCCGAUAAGAUUAGGAAUAAUGAUGGACAUCUCAAGUUCCUGGGACCUUGA